Molecule: messenger RNA, 2850 nt
Organism: Pollicipes pollicipes
Lineage: Eukaryota; Metazoa; Arthropoda; Thecostraca; Pollicipedomorpha; Pollicipedidae
Product: adenosylhomocysteinase-like 1
Biological process (GO): L-methionine cycle
Cellular component (GO): cytosol
Source: RefSeq, a predicted model, not a curated record
AUUCAGUUCGCCUCCAAGUUCAACCGGCGCUCGGGCGUGCGCCGGUUCUCGCUGCCCAUCACGCCGGUGCGGCGUGAGGGCCGCCGGCCGUCCAUCGUCUCGAUCGCGUCGUCCACGUCCUCCUACACGGGCAGCAGCUCCGACGAGGAUGACAUCUCGCCCCGUGAGAAGACGCAGACGGCCGCCGACGGCUUCGCCGACUUCUGCAUCCGCAACGUGCAGCAGGCGGCCUUCGGGCGGCGCGAGAUCGAGAUCGCGGAACAAGAGAUGCCGGGCAUCAUGGCGCUGAGGAAGCGAGCCGCCGAGGACAAGCCGCUGAGGGGCGCCAAGAUCGUCGGCUGCACGCACAUCAACGCUCAGACGGCGGUGCUGAUCGAGACGCUCAUCUCUCUGGGCGCCACGGUACGCUGGGCCGCCUGCAACAUCUACUCCACCCAGAACGAGGUGACGGCCGCCCUGGCCGAGAAAGGGGUGUCGGUGUUCGCGUGGCGCGGCGAGACAGAGGACGACUUCUGGUGGUGCAUCGACAAGUGCAUCAACGCCGAGAACUGGCAGCCCAACAUGAUUCUGGACGACGGCGGCGACGCCACCCACCUCAUGCUCAAGAAAUAUCCGGCCAUGUUCAAGCUUAUCCGCGGCAUCGUGGAGGAGUCGGUGACGGGCGUGCACCGGCUGUACCAGCUGAGCAAGCAGCAGAAGCUGAGCGUACCGGCCAUGAACGUGAACGACUCGGUCACCAAGACCAAGUUCGACAACCUGUACUCGUGCCGCGAGAGCAUCAUCGACAGUCUGAAGCGCGCCACCGACAUCAUGUUCGGUGGGAAGCAGGCGCUGGUGUGCGGCUACGGUGAGGUCGGCAAGGGCUGCUGCCAGUCGCUGAAGGGGCUCGGCUGCGUGCUGUACGUCUCCGAGGUGGAUCCCAUCUGCGCCCUGCAGGCCAGUAUGGACGGGCUGCGCGUCGUCAAACUGAGCGAGGUCAUUCGCAACGUGGACAUCGUCAUCACGGCCACGGGCAACAAGAACGUGGUCACCCGGGAGCACAUGGACCGCAUGAAGAACGGCGCCCUGCUCUGUAACAUGGGCCACUCCAACACGGAGAUCGACGUGAACUCGCUGCGCACGCCCGAGCUGACCUGGGAGAAGGUGCGCUCCUCGGUGGACCAUAUCAUCUGGCCGGACGGCAAGCGGAUCGUGCUGCUGGCCGAGGGUCGCCUCGUCAACCUCACCUGCUCCAGCGUGCCCUCGUUCGUCGUCUCCAUCUCGGCCGCCACGCAGGCUCUGGCGCUGAUCGAGCUGUUCAACGCCCCGGCUGGCCGCUACAAGGCCGACGUCUACCUGCUGCCCAAAAAAAUGGACGAGUACGUGGCCAGUCUCCACCUGCCCUCGUUCGACGCCCACCUGACCGAGCUGACCGACGAGCAGGCCAAGUACAUGGGCCUCAACAAGGCCGGCCCGUUCAAGCCUAACUACUACAGGUACUAGGAGCUGUACCUGGCUUGGCGUCCGGCCCGAGCCGCCCCGGCCCGGCCCACGGGCGGCGGCCGCCGGGCCUGCCGCGGGCGCCGCCCGCACCGACCGCUGCCGGCCGCAACACCUGCCGACACGCCGCGAUCGUAGCUUAUUGGUGACGCCUGUGUCAUAGAAUGCUUGUCAACCCUCGGCCCGGCUCGAGCGCAGUGCGGAUGUGCGCGGCCGGCGCUCGGCCGGGAAGCAAUGUGUGCUGAACGGCGUGAAUCGAUUUGUUUCGGAGAUGCGGUGUGUUUCUAGCUUUGUGUGAAAUGUUACUGCGCGAUCCGCAUUCGUUCCAAAUUCAGCAGCUCGGCACUGGUAAGUGAGACUGAUGUGGGCGGCUCAUACCUCGGCUAGUUCAAAUGAAGCGGCGUAUGGUCAUCAGCUGUGCCUCGCGUACUUCCAAAUCAUGUGCCCAGCGUGCUUGCGUGGCUUUAGCGCCCAAAGGAGUCGUUCUGCACUCGGCUGACAGUGUAAAUCGGCUAAAGGCCGACGGCGCCCCACCGUCCGCCCGCGGCAUGGGUUUUCACCAACUGUUAGCUGAGGGAGGCGCCGAAGCCGGCUCGUUCGGUGACUGUCGGCGACGGGAGGCGCUGAGGCCCGCUCGUUCGGUGACUGUCGGCCACCGCUGCAGAUGUAUGGUGUCGUUCCGUCUUGGCCACCGCCCGCGUCGGCGGUGGCGCGGACGGCCCGACAGUCUCCCAGUCCGGCACGCCGCCGGCCACGCGCUGCCGACGUCACACGGUCAUCGGCCAGCCGGUCCUCCCGGCCAAAAGCCCAUUGGCAGGUGCCAUUGUGAAGAGGCGUCCGAGAUUUGUGUAAAUGCUUCUAAUGUAAUGGGCUGCUCCGUGUUCGCCUGCUCUCUGGUUUUUAAUCGCGUACGUUGCGGUAACCAUGUAUGGCGGAUUUCGCCGGCUGGUCGCUUCAGCGUGCCCUGCUUCCCAUGGAAACAUCAUGUGGGUCCUUAUCGGGAUAGAUCUUGUUGGACUGCUGAGAAAAUGCGACGUUAGACGAGACAGGUGGUCAUCAGAUUGGUCCCGUGUUCAUAGCUGGUCUUGGAUUGUUCACUUCCUGUCGUGACAAGUUGUCACGAAUCUGGACAAAGCUCAAUGGAUAUGACUAAAGUCGUUUAUCCACUAGCAUCCUAUUGAUGGCGUUUUGGGCGAUUUUAGCUGUGGCGCCAGUCAUUUUGGACGACAAUUUCUCGGAGGUAUUUGGCCUCAAACUUAACUGCGUUGCGUUUUCGCGUUGCAUUUCGUCUAGAGGUGGGAUGACGUGGUGGCAUCCUUUGAUCUUUUCUACUCUUCCGCUCGGAUAUUCAAUAAAUGCCAUCAUUGCAUA